Messenger RNA from Alternaria metachromatica, 621 nucleotides. RefSeq lists its product as uncharacterized. Gene Ontology annotation, biological process: transmembrane transport. The transcript has 2 exons. The coding region runs from base 1 to 621 and encodes 206 amino acids. Gene Ontology annotation, cellular component: plasma membrane. The record is from RefSeq and is a predicted model, not a curated record. Lineage: Eukaryota; Fungi; Ascomycota; Dothideomycetes; Pleosporales; Pleosporaceae. Gene Ontology annotation, molecular function: water channel activity.
AUGUCAGAUCUCGAAGUCACCACAAGCAAAGGCCACCUCUAUUUUCUCGACCAGUUUCGCGACAAGGUACCUCUACGCAUUCGCAACCGAUUUAUUGCAAUGAUCUCUGAGUUCGUGGGAACAUUUUUCUUCAUGCUCAUCGGACUAGGCGGCAACUCGGCCGUCAUCAACAACACAGCGGCUGCUGCACAGUUCAAUGGAGGCGAUGCUUCAGCAGAUCCUGCUAAGAUCCUGCUCAUCGCUACGGUCUGGGGCGUGGCUGUCACGGUCAAUGCCUGGACCUUUUUCAGGAUUAGCGGUGGACUUUUUAACCCUGCUGUAACUAUGGCGUUGGUCCUCAUCCGCGCCGUACCACCACUUGAUGGUCUUCUCGACGUCUUUAGCCAGCUCGCAGCAUCUAUCCUAGCAAGCGCUAUCGCUUAUGGACUCCUACCUGAAGGUGCUCUGGCAGCCACUGAGCUAGGAGAGAACACCACAGUCACACAGGGAUUGUUUAUCGAAAUGUUCAUCACCGCCCAGGUAGUCGUGUCCAUUUUCAUGUUGGCGACGGAAAAGCACAAGGCUACAUUCAUCGCGCCCGUGGGUAUCGGUUUGGCAGUGUUUGCGUGCGUUCUCAUGUAA